This is a messenger RNA of Phalaenopsis equestris, 380 nucleotides long. Its product is annotated as protein LATERAL ROOT PRIMORDIUM 1-like. Gene Ontology annotation, cellular component: nucleus. The transcript has a single exon. The record is from RefSeq and is a predicted model, not a curated record. Gene Ontology annotation, biological process: positive regulation of DNA-templated transcription. Gene Ontology annotation, molecular function: DNA-binding transcription factor activity; DNA binding. Lineage: Eukaryota; Viridiplantae; Streptophyta; Magnoliopsida; Asparagales; Orchidaceae. The annotation marks the transcript as partial.
UUUUCAGAUCCGAGCUUCCGGGAGAACUUACCGGGGCAGGUGCGGGCGCCGGCGGUGUUCAAGUGCGUAAGAGUUACAUCCAUCGAUGACGGAGAAGAUGAAUAUGCUUAUCAUGCGAAGGUGAAUAUUGGAGGCCAUGUUUUUAAGGGAUUUCUUUAUAACCAAGGCUUUGAUGAAGGAAUUAAUACCGACCUCACCGGAAUCUCUACCGCCAUUAAUGUUGAUAAUGAUGUAAAAAAUACGAGCAGCACUAUUCCCAACUUCUCGGAGCUGCAUCUUGGUAGCGGAGGUGUACGGAACGCAGCUCGCUCCGACAUCUACAGCUUGGGAGGACUGCUGGGUGGAGCAUCGUUCGGUAAUGCAAUAAACUGAACUCUCUU